This is a messenger RNA of Cyphellophora europaea CBS 101466, 1758 nucleotides long. RefSeq lists its product as uncharacterized. Gene Ontology annotation, molecular function: CoA-ligase activity. Lineage: Eukaryota; Fungi; Ascomycota; Eurotiomycetes; Chaetothyriales; Cyphellophoraceae. The transcript has 3 exons. The coding region runs from base 1 to 1758 and encodes 585 amino acids. Gene Ontology annotation, biological process: secondary metabolic process. The record is from RefSeq and is a predicted model, not a curated record.
AUGGCACCCAUAGUCUAUCGCAACACCGGCCCAGAGCCUUGGGUCGACAUACCCAAUCUCGACCUCUUGACCCUACUCUUCGACUCCGAACACGCCCCCUGGCCCCCCGAAACCGUGCUACACGUCGACGCCAAAGACCCGACCAACCAACUCACCAAAGCCAGCCUCUCGACCCUCACGCGCCGCAUCGCCCACGGCCUGCGCACCAAUUACGGCAUCGGCGCCCACGGGGCCGGCCGCGACGUCGUCACCGUCAUCUCGCACGGGCAGAUCCUCGUGCCCGCGCUCUUCUUCGGCAUCAUCGCCGCGGGCGGCGUCUAUAGCGCGGCGUCGCCGCACUCGACGCCCGCGGAGCUGGCGCGCCAGGUCACGCUGGGCCGCUCCGGGCUCGUCGUGUGCAGCGCUGAGUUUGUGGAGUUGUUGCGGCGGACGGCGCCUGAGUGCGGUAAUGGUGGUGGCCUGCCGCUGCGGAAUGUGCUGGUGCUGGAUUCGGCGCCGGGCGCGUGGAGUCUGCGCAGCGUCGAGGGCGGCAUCAAUUGUAUCUCGGCGCAGUUGCUGGAUUGGGAGCGGGUCACGGAUCCGGUGGCGCUGAAGGCGUCGCUGAUUGUGAUUCUGUGGUCGUCUGGCACGACGGGGCUGCCGAAGGGCGUGAUGCUGAGCCACCUGAACCUCGUGGCGGAGACGUAUAUCACUGCGCUGUCGGGUCGGGCGUGGGGGGCGCGCCAGGUGGAGCUGGGGAACGAGCUGCCGCCGUACCGCACGCUGGCGCACUUGCCUAUCAGCCACAUUGCCGGUUUGUUUGGCUAUCUGAUCGGCCCGCAGUACUCCGGUGGGCUUGUGGUCUGGUUGCGCAAGUACAACUGGGUGGAUUUCUACACGAGUGUGUCCAAGUUUGGUGUUACGGCGCUGUAUACCGUCCCGAGCAUCUUCUUGCGGAUCGCGAAGAGCGAGGAGGUGAAAGACCAUUUUCGUACGGUGGAGAGUGCGAUCACAGGGGCGGCGCCAAUGGACGGCGUGCUGCAGCGGGCGGCGAACGAGCGGUUGGGCCGGAAAGUGGGCGGGACUGGAAAGGAGGAGACGUAUAUCGGGCAGACUUGGGGAUUGAGCGAGACGACCGGGGCGGUCACAGCGGUGCCGAAGGGGGAAGUCGACGAGAGCGGGUGUAUUGGAUUUGUGCUGCCGAAUGUGGAGAUCAGACAAAUUGACGAUGAGCUGCGAGACGUCAAGCCUGGAGAGCCAGGGCACAUGGUUGUGCGAUCGCCUCUGGUCACCAACGGCUAUUUCGACAACCCCAAGGCGACUGAGGAAGCGUUCGUGCAGCUGCCGGACGACGACGGCGACAAGUGGUUCUGCACGGGCGAUAUUGCCGUGAUAAGAGACGGCAAAUUCUACAUCGUCGACCGCAUGAAGGAGCUACUCAAGUACAAGGGCCUGCAGGUGGCGCCGGCGGAGAUCGAGAACAUCCUCGCGAGCCACACCGGGGUCGCGGAAGCGGCCGUGGUCGGCAUACCAGGGACGGAGGAGGGUGAGGUGGGUAGCGAUCUGCCGAGGGCAUACGUCGUGAGGAAGGACGAAAGUCUCACGGAGGGGCAAUUGAAGGACUUUGUCAAGAGUCAACUGGCGUCCUACAAGCAGUUGAGGGGUGGGGUCGUGUUUAUCGAUGAGAUACCGAAGAACGCGAUCGGGAAGUAUCUGAGGAGAGAGUUAAGAGAGAGGGCGAAGAAGGAGGUGGCAAGCCCAGGUAAAGCGAAGCUGUAG